CACCAUCGUCCUGACUCCUCCUCAGCCUCGUGUCCACUCAGCCUCUGCUUCUCCUCUUCACACCAGUGUCUUGUCUCCACUCAGACGCCUUUUCAUAUCACUGAACGACCAGAGCGAAACAGUGCAGAAUGCCUUUUGGAGGAGGAAACAAGUGUGGCUGCUGCCAGAAAACCGUUUACUUCGCUGAGGAAGUGCAGUGUGAAGGGAAGAGCUGGCAUAAAUCCUGUUUUCUGUGCAUGGUCUGUAAGAAGAACUUAGACAGCACAACAGUGGCUGUUCAUGUGGAUGAGAUCUACUGCAAAUCAUGUUACGGCAAGAAAUACGGGCCAAAAGGCUACGGCUUUGGAGGUGGAGCCGGUACUCUGAGUAUGGACACAGGAGAGGGACUAGGCAUCAAGCCCGAAGGACCAGCCCCUCAUCGCCCUACAAACAACCCUAACACCUCCAAGUUUGCCCAGAAACCAGCGGGUUCAGAUGUGUGUCCUCGGUGUGGAAAAACAGUAUAUGCAGCAGAGAAGGUUAUUGGGGCAGGCAACUCAUGGCACAAGGCUUGCUUUCGAUGUGCAAAGUGUGGAAAAGGUCUGGAGUCCACGACUGUCGCUGACAGAGAUGGAGAGGUCUACUGUAAAGGUUGCUACGCAAAGAACUUUGGUCCCAAGGGCUUUGGCUUCGGUCAAGGUGCAGGAGCUCUUGCCCAUUCCCAGUAAAGCCUGAAGCCUUGGCCCACCUCAGGCAAACAUCUGGUGCACUCACUAUCUUUGCUUCCAGAAGCCUUCAGUCAAUACCGAGGCUUUUUUUUACGCUGCCCUUUUACUCCAGCCACAGGCAAAGAUGAAUGAAGAACGCAAUGACAAGCUUUUUGCACACAUUUACAAAGCUGGUUUUGCCUUCACAUUUCUUAUAAAAACAUGUGCUGAGCAUUUGUAUUCACAAGUUCACAUGUAUUUGUGUUUAACUUGAACUGUCUACUACAAGGCUCCUUUUUUUUUUUUUUUUUUUUAAAGUAAAAGACACUUUAAUGAGCUGUGGUUACAUUACUAAGAGACACAAUCUCUAAUAACAAAUUUUGAGUUUGAUUAACAUCAGCACUGGUCGCCUAUGAGCAGAAAUAAAGAUGGAUAAAGAUAAAGAUGCUUUAAGAGUAACAGCUGUGAAAAACAGCCAGGGGAGUUACCCAUCAUGCUUCAGUUACAUUCAAACACAGUCCUUCCCUCUGUCUUAUGUGUCAAAAUGGUACAAACUGUUGUAAAUAAGUAUUAUUUCUGAGACACAAAAUAAAUAUCAAGCAAAAACA
Sphaeramia orbicularis (orbiculate cardinalfish) is the source of this 1294-nucleotide messenger RNA. It is a transcript of the gene csrp1b, whose product is annotated as cysteine and glycine-rich protein 1b. NCBI's taxonomy places the organism in Eukaryota, Metazoa, Chordata, Actinopteri, Kurtiformes, Apogonidae. Gene Ontology annotation, cellular component: Z disc; cytoplasm; nucleus. The transcript has 6 exons. The record is from RefSeq and is a predicted model, not a curated record. Gene Ontology annotation, molecular function: actinin binding; structural constituent of muscle. Gene Ontology annotation, biological process: muscle tissue development; sarcomere organization. Bases 129 to 707 code for a protein of 192 amino acids.